AUGGCAGCCAGCACCACUGAGGGCUCUGAGAUGAAGGGGGUCACUGAGGGUCCCCAGACCCAGGGAGAUGGGCAUAGCCAUCCUGAAGCUGAAACUGGCCCUCCUCCUCGGGGCCCACCUGGGGUCUCAGAUGAGCCAGAGGCCAAGCAGCCAGAUUCAGACACCAGUGGGGUCCCUUUAGACUCAGGGUCCAAGGCUGAGCUGGCUUCGGGAACCACAGAGACCCCAGCUGGAGCCCCUAAAACUGCUCAGGCCACAGACCUGAGUCCAAGCCCAGGAGGGAAAUUAAAGACCAGCUCCAGCCAGGAAGAAGCAAGUAAAGACCCAGCAUCCAAAUCCGGGGUGCGCACAGAGGCCACCGCAGGACAGGGAGCUUCUGAGCCGGAAUCUGGAGCCCCGCCUUUGCCAGCUUCAGAGCCUACUCCCCACCAACACUCCAAAUCAGACCCUCAGCCAGAUUCCCAGGACACUCCUAAACCAGACCACCCUCCAGAACCUCCUACGCAGGUGGACCCCAACCCUGAGGCCCUCACAGAAAGUCUAGGAGAAAAGCAGGAGAAUGGGGCUGUGGUCCCCCUUCAAGCUGGUGAUGGGGAAGAGGGCCCUGCCCCUCAGCCUCACUCACCACCCUCAACCAAAACCCCCCCAGCCAACGGGGCUCCCCCCAGAGUGCUGCAGCAGCUGGUUGAGGAGGAUAGAUUAGGAAGGGUUCACAGUGGGCAUCCGGGGUCACCUCGAGGGAGCCUGAGCCGCCACCCCAGCUCCCAGCUGGCCGGGCCUGGGGUGGAGGGAGGUGAAGGUGCUCAGAAACCACGAGACUACAUCAUCCUCGCCAUCCUGUCCUGCUUCUGCCCCAUGUGGCCUGUCAAUAUCGUGGCCUUCGCUUAUGCCGUCAUGUCCCGGAACAGCCUGCAACAGGGGGACGUGGAUGGGGCCCAGCGUUUGGGCCGAGUAGCCAAGCUCUUAAGCAUCGUGGCGCUGGUAGGGGGGGUCCUCAUCAUCAUCGCCUCCUGUGUCAUCAACCUGGGCGGUGAGUGGGGCUCAGGGACGCUGGGAGGAGUGGAAGGGUUGGCAAGGGAAGUUUUACUAACCCCUGCCCCUGCUCUCUCCUGUCUGUCUCCUAUUUCUCCUUUGUCUCUCCUUGUCUCUCCCCACCCUCCCACCUUUCCUGUCUGUCCCUCCCUCUCCUCUCCCACAGUGUAUAAGUGA
Elephantulus edwardii (Cape elephant shrew) is the source of this 1209-nucleotide messenger RNA. RefSeq names its product proline-rich transmembrane protein 2 (gene PRRT2). Gene Ontology annotation, cellular component: membrane. NCBI's taxonomy places the organism in Eukaryota, Metazoa, Chordata, Mammalia, Macroscelidea, Macroscelididae. The record is from RefSeq and is a predicted model, not a curated record.